AUGGAAGGCUCAAGAUGGGGAGAUUUUUUCAAAAAGACAUUGACAAACGUCGAAUCAAGUCUUGACAAAGUCUUAGAAGUACCAAGUCAUGAAGGAGGAAGUCCUAAUGCACCAAAAUCAAAGGACGAUGUUAUUCGGAAGUUGGUUGAAGAGGGACAAGCUCUAUCCAAACAUGAAUUAAAGUUGAGUAAUACAGUAAAAACUUUAAGGAAAAAUUUGGAUGAAACCGAAUCCAAAUUGAAGAAACUGGAAGACGGAAAGCCAACAGAGAAGUCCAGUACAACUGACAAUUCGGAAAUAAGCGUUCAAGAACGGCUGGAAUCUGUAAAAAAAGAUUAUGAAAAUCGAAUUACUCUUCUUGAAAAAGAAAAUGAGUUACUAAAGCGAAAGGUUGAAGAAGCUACAGUCGAUAGUAUGGAAGUUGUUCGUUUGACUCGUCAAGUUGAGACGUUAUCGACUCAACAGUCUAUUCAAAAAAACCAAUGGCUUCGUUCUGAAGAGAAACUCAAAGCUGAAAUAGCACAUUUGAGUGGACAAUGUCGUAUAUUCACUCAGCAUACUCAAGUCGCUCAGGAAAAUUAUAAAGCUGCCAGUAAUAUGGUUUCUGAGUUUACACAGAGAGAAGAAGAUUACAAAAAACAAUUGGAAUCCCAAAAGGACGAAAUCGAAAAGUUAUUGAAGUUUAAUACUGAUAUUCGACAAGAAUAUCAUGCAAAAACUCAACUAUUACAAGAACCAUUAGAAUCCAAUGCAGUUGCAGCACUCGCUAAGACAUUCCCGAAUACAAUUGAUACCCUUGAUACAAAAAAUGUCAAUGACAAUGUUGAAUUUUAUGCUAACAAUAAUGAUGAUAAUGAACAUACUCCUACGAAUGCCUCUAAACCCAAUUUGGCAAAUAACAUAAAUGCCAUCGAUAAGUAUGAGCAGAAUGUUGAUUCCGGUUCAGAUAUGCAUACAAGCUCAUCAAGCUCAAAUCGACCACCGCCCUUAAAGCUGAAGGGGGAGAACUACAAUGAAGAAAACGGGGUGUACUCAGAAGAUGACUUUAGUCAAGAUUCAGAAGUUACCAAGCAAGAAGUUUUGGAAAAUUACUUGAAUACGCUUGCGAUUUCACCCACAGAACCAAAAGCACCUCGACUGCCGCGGACAGCGUCAGAAGGGAAGAGAAUGGGAAGACAGACCUCAUCAAGGUUUACUUCCAUGAAUAGCAUGGUUAUGUCUCCUAUGUCAGCCUCACAUGACUUUGAUACUUUAUCUUCUCUUUCGUAUACGCCAAGUACUGCUGAAAAACCGAUUAGCAACACUGGUCCAGAUAUGAGUCUUCUGGAACAACUAUCGUCAACGAUUCGCCGCUUAGAGGCGGAAUUACAGACUACGAAACAGCAGGUUGUACAGCUUAUAAAUCAACGCGACCAAGCGCGUCAAGAAAUAGUAAAUUCGUAUGUGGAUAAAGAAACGAAAGAUACCUCAGAACGAGAACUUACUGAGCUACGUGAGCAAUACAGCAUUCUUCAAAAACAGCACACAGAAGCCCAAAGUAUUUUAAGGAAACGAGGCGACCGUGUCUUUGAACUCGAAUUAGAUAUAAAAGAGAUGCGCCAGCUUUACCAAAGUCAAAUCGAUCUCUUGGCCAGAAAUUGA
This is a messenger RNA of Schizosaccharomyces osmophilus, 1641 nucleotides long. It is a transcript of the gene tmf1, whose product is annotated as Golgi coiled-coil protein Tmf1. The record is from RefSeq and is a predicted model, not a curated record. The coding region runs from base 1 to 1641 and encodes 546 amino acids. The transcript has a single exon. NCBI's taxonomy places the organism in Eukaryota, Fungi, Ascomycota, Schizosaccharomycetes, Schizosaccharomycetales, Schizosaccharomycetaceae. Gene Ontology annotation, cellular component: endoplasmic reticulum; Golgi apparatus.